Molecule: messenger RNA, 2351 nt
Organism: Bipolaris oryzae ATCC 44560
Lineage: Eukaryota; Fungi; Ascomycota; Dothideomycetes; Pleosporales; Pleosporaceae
Exons: 2
Source: RefSeq, a predicted model, not a curated record
GUUUGAGUACGCAGGCGAGAAGAUCGCUUGUUGACGACUACUCAAAUAGUCGAAAGUUCUCCGAUGGAACGAUAUUUCGAAAGAUAAUUGAAUACGAGACGUCUGACAACUACUCCAAACAACACUGGUGGUCGUGGCUGACGGACUGCAAAAAAGACAUCCUAUGCAGAAUCUUCUCUCACUUGGAGUUCAAUGCUGCCCUACGCCAGUUGUAUCAAGUCCCUGCGCUGCUGGAAGAUCUCAACAUCACUGUCUGGCACAAAAUCAUAGCCACACGGAGUGACGAGGAAUUCUUGCACUACAUUAGUCUUAUACUCGCUACCUUCGACUACAUAUGCAUCAAACAAAAACGCCUAUUGAUCGCACUUGACAGAGAAACUGUGAGACAUUUGCAAUCAAGAUGUCCUGGCACGUCGCUGAGUGACCUAAAACAUUUGGAACAUCUAGUGCACAAAAAGCAAAUCUUUCCCAACGUUGAUGAUGCCACCCGGCAAGAGAUUUGGAAGAGAUUGCGUAACACUAAAUAUUUGAUACCCACUCUGGGAAGCUUACAGCAUGACUUCAAAUAUAUAAGAGGCCCCGCAGUGGCCCUCCACAGAUUGCUGAGUCCUACAGGCAGUAGAAGACAGCACCGGAAGACCUUGCGCGAUCUUGCAGAACUGGCGUUUUCGGCGCCACAACUACGCGAGAAAGUAACCAUACAGAUUACAAACGACUCGACACAGGAGAUAACCGGUGAUGAGCACGAUCAGUUCGAGAUCGGAUUUCAGCAGCUCUACUUAUUCGCCAUGAGAGAAUCAUGGAGUCUAGUAAACGAUUGUCCACUCAAAGAACCAGCGAGAGAAAAACCGUUACCAAAGUCUCCAGACCCUAUUGUCUGGCACAAUUUCGCGAAGCUUGCCUACACUCUGGGAUUUAAAUCAACAGAGGUCCAGCGACUAAAGCAAAUAAACCCUUUUCAAGAGAAGGCUCGGCAGGUGCUUCUAGACAAACAUGAAUGGAGCUGCGAAGAUGCACUUAUACAACGUCUCUUGACUGAUACAGAACAGCUCUAUAGAAUGAUGAGUCAGAACACAUCCUCACUGAAAAACGAGCCGCAGAUGCUCACUCAUGGGCCCGGUGAGCCGGUCAAAAGACGUCGAGGCCGGUGCUACGAAAAUGCUUACGAUCGAGACAAGCAACACAUGUUCAUCAAAACUCUCCUCCAGCCUGUGGAUGGAUAUGCAGAUUCAGUGACAUCGCUCUUCGUUCGCAAGUCUGUCCAUCAAGCUUUCUUCCCCUCCUGGAAGAUUGCGCGUGAAGCACCUAUUGUUUCAGAACCAAAAGAAGAUGUCAAUAGCAACAGAACUGAAGAACAGACUGAUGAUGUUGAUAUGCGAGAUGCUGCUGCAAGUAGCCCAAAAGAGGGCACUGAUGGAGUUAUGGCCAGACAGCAGAAUGGGGACACUGAUAUGAUAGACACAACUGCAGUGAGCCGUAGCAGCCAAAGAGGAGAUCGCGUUGACGGAUUUCCAUAUCUCCAUGCAGGUUCGACGAAAACACCUCAAGAGGGCAAUCCCAUCAUGAAUGAAGAGGUGAGAGGCGGCCUAGCGAUAGCUAUGAAUACCGCAAGCACUGGCUUGAUCAAUGAGAGUUCCCAAAAAAGGAGCUUUGCUCACUCUAAUACUGCCGCCGGUACCCUGCCUCCUGCACCACCAUUAGCUCUACAGCUCGUUAGAGCCACCGACGCUCGACUUUCAACAACAAAGAGAACUCGCACUGACAAUGAUCGGGGAAAUAUCAAGGACCGGAAUGGCAGUGAACAUGCAACUGGUGCCAACACUCAGGUGGUCGCAAGAAGGGGAUCCACUUCUUCUAUUCCUCCUACAAAUGCGUUGACCACUGCACCAUCGCUAGAUUUACAGCUCGUCAGCCCUGGCAACACUCAUGACUGGGCAAGAAAACGACCUCGCACUGGCGACUAUGUGGGAACCAUCAGAAAUAAGAAUGGCAAUGGGUACGAGAGUACUUUGAAGCUUCAGCGACCAUCUGAUUUCCAUCGCCACUUACGUGGUCGCCACUCACCUUUGAAUUAUGGGAAAAGCAUUUGGGGCGACACGCAUCCUCAGAUUUCAAGCUCGGUAGAAGUCACUGUCUGGACGGACUUUGAUGGAGAAUGGGAAGAAGUCCAGAACAGCAGGUGCAACAGUAGUGAGCAAGUCCAAGAAGUGAUUGGAAAGUUGCAGGCAGAGCGAGAAUGCUGGCCAGCAACGAAGGAAGGUCGAGGGCUCAUGGCCUCAGAAUGUUAUGAAAUUGCAACGCAACCAGGGGGCGAUUAUCGUGUAUAUGUUACAAAGUAUGAAGAGUUGUGA